This is a messenger RNA of Heterotrigona itama, 780 nucleotides long. The record is from the annotation of a GenBank genome assembly. NCBI's taxonomy places the organism in Eukaryota, Metazoa, Arthropoda, Insecta, Hymenoptera, Apidae.
GAAAUAUUCGGUUCCUUUAUUUGGCAGAUGUGACAUAACACGGCUAUUUUAACUUUUCUCUUGCCGUAAGAUACCUUCAUGUACCAAUCUUACACACAUGUAUAUGUUCUUCGAUUCAUGCGAGCAUUGUUAACUUUUUCAAGGUGAUUUAUAAUAGUUAAAAAUAAUUGUAGAAAUCGAAAAAUGUCAGCUGUGGAUGACAUUCUUGAAAGUUGGGAAGAAAUUGAAGAAUCAGAGUUUCAAGUCCAGUCACAAUACGGGUACCAGAAUGAUAAUGUUAGGAGAAGAUGGUAUGAGAUCUCAAUAUGUACCUCCAAAGCCAACAGUAAAAAUAUUAAAAAGACCUACAAGAGAUUCGCAAGGUAGUGGCGAUGGACCAUUAGUGAAUGGAGAUAAGCCAAAACAACCAAUUAAAUCUUUAAAACAAAGGGAACAAGAAUACGCAGAAGCACGAAAAAGAAUAUUAGGCGAAGAAAAAAGUCCGGAAGAAAAAUUAAUGCAAGAAAUAAAUAAAAUUCAACCAAAAUCAAUAACUCCAAGUAGCAGUGGACUACCAAGCAACGUUAUUCGUAUGCCUACUGGACCAGAUGGAACACGGGGAUUUAAUGUACGCAGGUAGCGCGUCUUCCAAGGCUCAACUUUUUCCACCCAUCCUUUUCCUCUUCUUCCUUCUUCUUAACAUAGGGAAGAGAGGCAGCUAUGAGGCUGAUGGCAGAAAACAAUCUAAUAUUUCUGACCAAAUAUGAGCAUAGCGCUCUUACAAUUUUAAAUGGAGGAUAG